GGCGGAGGGGCGUGGCUUGGCGGCGCUGGGCGUGGCGGUGCGGGCGGUGGGCGGUGCCACGAGCGGGCUGGCGGUUGGGUUGGGUAGGGGUGAGGUUGGCUAUUGGGAGCCGUCGUUUCUCGCUCCGCCACCAUGGACUCGCGUAAGCUGAGCGAGCUGCGGGCCUUCGUCAGGCUGUGUAAGCAGAACCCGGGCCUGCUGCACACCGAAGAGCUGGGCUUCCUGCGCGAGUGGGUGGAGAGCAUGGGAGGCACAAUACCACCUGCUCCAGCCAGUACUUCUGCAGAUGAGACAAGUAAGGGCAAAGCAGAAGAACAGCCAGAGGAACCAGUUAAAUCUCCUGAGCCAGAAAGUGAAGAGAGUGACUUAGAAAUUGACAAUGAGGGAGUGAUUGAACCUGAUAAUGAUGAACCUCAAGAAAUGGGAGAUGAAAACGUGGAGGUAACUGAAGAGAUGAUGGAUCAAGCUAAUGAGAAAAAGAUGGAAGCUAUCAAUGCCCUAAGUGAAGGUGAACUUCAGAAGGCUGUCGAUUUGUUCACAGAUGCUAUCAAGCUGAAUCCUUGUUUGGCUAUCUUGUAUGCCAAGAGAGCAAGUGUUUUUGUGAAACUACAGAAGCCAAAUGCUGCCAUUAGAGAUUGCGACAGAGCCAUCAAGAUUAAUCCUGACUCAGCACAGACUUAUAAAUGGAGGGGGAAAGCGCAUAGACUUCUGGGUCACUGGGAGGAGGCUGCUCAUGAUCUCGCUCUAGCCUGUAAACUGGAUUAUGAUGAAGAUGCUAGUGCCAUGCUGAAGGAGGUGCAGCCAAGGGCUCAGAAAAUUGCAGAACAUCGCCGAAAGUAUGAACGGAAACGUGAAGAAAAGGAAAUCAAAGAGAGAAUGGAAAGAGUGAAGAAGGCACGAGAGGAGCAUGAGAGAGCACAAAGGGAGGAAGAAGCAAGACGACAAGCAGGAGGAGCUCAAUUUGGUGGUUUCCCAGGUGGUUUCCCAGGUGGAUUUCCUGGGGCUAUGCCUGGAGGUAUGCCGGGAAUGGCAGGUAUGCCAGGUCUCAACGAGAUUCUCAGUGAUCCAGAAGUCCUUGCAGCCAUGCAAGAUCCAGAAGUUAUGGCUGCAUUCCAAGAUGUUGCCCAGAACCCAGCAAAUAUGUCCAAGUACCAGAACAAUCCCAAGGUCAUGAGUCUCAUCAGUAAAUUGUCUGCUAAAUUUGGCAGUAAACCGUAAAAUCCCCGGUUCAUACAAAUAAUUUUUGAGUGGGAAGGAUUGAUUUGGCUAACCAGUGUUGCAAUAAAACAAACCAUUGUACCUCUGAUCUUCUUAAGAAGAGAAAUUGUUUGUUCUAAGGAGAACUGCUCUCUAGCCCCAAAUGUUGACUUUAUUAAGUGAUUGGUUUACAGCACUCAAAUUAUAUUCAGAUGACCUAGUUUAAGCCAUGCCUCCUUGUCCAAGAAUUGCAACGUUUUAUGGCAAGUAUGAAAUACAGUUUAACAUUCCUAUGAGUGUAAUAUUCCAGGAGUGUAA
Coturnix japonica (Japanese quail) is the source of this 1515-nucleotide messenger RNA. RefSeq names its product ST13 Hsp70 interacting protein (gene ST13). The record is from RefSeq and is a predicted model, not a curated record. Lineage: Eukaryota; Metazoa; Chordata; Aves; Galliformes; Phasianidae. Gene Ontology annotation, molecular function: Hsp70 protein binding; protein dimerization activity.